AUCUAUGGUAGGGAUGAACAAAGAGUCAAAAGAGUUCGCGGAAGAAUUGUUUGAUACACUUAAACGUCGUCGAAACAUCACUAGUGACUCGAUUAACAAAGAAGAAUUUGACGACUUUUGUGAACAAAUUGCUGACCAAAGUUUUGAUUCAAGGCUUCAAAUUUUCUUUGAUAUGAUUGAUAAAGAUGGCAAUGGGCAGAUCAGUGAAGAUGAACUUCGGGAGAUUAUCAGCUCAAGUGCGUCUGCAAACAAGUUAUCGAACAUUAAGGAACAAGCAGGUGAAUAUGCAGCAUUGGUCAUGGAAGAAUUGGACCCAGACAAUUUCGGUUACAUCAUGAUUGAUGACUUAAAGACACUUUUGUUGCGAGCCUCGUCACAAAAUGUGGCAGGCGAAAGCAGAGAUCCAAACGGGGAGCAUAACAAAGAGCACGGAAAGGAGAAAGCUAGGAACAUGAUUCGACAAGGGUAUGAUGGUUUCAAGAAUUUUGUAGAAGAUCAGUGGCAAAGAAUUUGGGUGAUAGCACUAUGGAUUGGGGUGAUGGCUGGUUUGUUUACUUAUAAGUAUAUUCAAUACAAGAACCGAGCCGCCUAUGAUGUAAUGGGACAGUGUGUUAGUAUUGCUAAAGGCUCAGCCGAGACAUUGAAGUUAAACAUGUCUCUAGUUUUGUUACCAGUGUGUCGAAACACCAUCACAUGGCUCAGGAACAAGACCAAACUUGGUGUGGUGGUUCCCUUUGAUGAUAAUUUUAAUUUUCACAAAGUGAUUGCUGUCGGAAUCAUGAUUGGAGUUGGGCUCCAUGCUAUCACACAUUUAACAUGUGAUUUCCCUCGACUUCUUAGUGCAACCAAGGAGGAGUAUGAGCCGAUGGUACAAUAUUUUGGGGAACAACCUGAUAGCUAUUGGCAUUUUGUGAAGGGAACCGAAGGAUGGACUGGGAUCGUUAUGGUGGUUCUAAUGGCAAUAGCGUUUACACUAGCAUCCCCAUGGCUAAGACGUAGUAGACUAAACCUACCCAAACCUCUAAAGGAACUUCUAACGAAACCUAUAAAGAAAUUGACAGGUUUUAACGCAUUCUGGUACUCCCAUCACCUAUUUGUGAUUGUUUAUGGCUUGCUCAUAGUCCAUGGGAUCAAACUUUACCUCACCAAAGAAUGGUACAAAAAAACGACUUGGAUGUACUUAGCAGUUCCAGUCUUGCUUUAUGCCGGCGAGAGAUUGACCAGGACAUUAAGGUCUAGUGUCGAAUCCGUCAAAAUGUUGAAGGUGGGUAUUCACCCUGACAUGCUGGCACUUCAAAUGUCAAAGCCUGACAAAUUUAGAUACAAAAGUGGACAAUACAUGUUUGUAAACUGCAAGGCGGUUUCUCCAUUCGAAUGGCACCCAUUUUCGAUAACUUCUGCACCUGGGGAUGACUAUCUAAGCGUGCAUAUUCGGGAAGCCGGUGACUGGACCAGACAAAUAAAAAAGGUCAUCAAUGAGGUACAUUUUGUUGAUUAUUUAGGCAACUUUACCUAUUGCCCAAAUGUUAAGAUAGAUGGGCCAUAUGGUGCUCCAGCCCAGGACUACAAGAAAUACGACGUGGUGUUGCUAGUGGGAUUAGGCAUUGGAGCAACGCCUAUGAUCAGCAUCGUUAAAGAUAUCGUGAACAACAUGAAAGCCAAACAAAAGGAAGACGAGGCAAUGGAAAAUGGCACAUCAAGCUCACUAGGCACACCUGCGCCACUAUUAAAGAAAAAUACCUCUAACGACUUCAACACGAGGAAAGCUUACUUUUAUUGGGUCACACGAGAACAAAACUCGCUAGAGUGGUUCAAAGGGGUUAUGAACGACGUGGCUGAAACAGAUCAACAAGGUGUGAUUGAGAUGCAUAAUUAUUGCACUAGUGUUUUUCAUGAAGGUGAUGCUCGGUCCGCUUUCAUUGCCAUGCUUCAGUCACUUGCAUAUGCCAAAAACGGCCUGGACGUUGUCUCAGGUAGUCGGGUCAAGUCUCAUUUUGCAAAGCCGAACUGGAAGAGUGUUUAUGAGCGUAUCGCUCGUAAUCACCCUGAUCAACGACGUAUUGGGGUGUUCUAUUGUGGAGCACCAGGACUGGUCAAAGAGUUGAAACAACAUGCUUCUUAUUUUUCUCACAACAGAACUACAAAAUUUGACUUUCACAAGGAGAACUUCUAA
Messenger RNA from Erigeron canadensis, 2173 nucleotides. Its product is annotated as respiratory burst oxidase homolog protein C-like. The record is from RefSeq and is a predicted model, not a curated record. The transcript is spliced from 10 exons. The coding region runs from base 5 to 2173 and encodes 722 amino acids. Gene Ontology annotation, molecular function: peroxidase activity; NAD(P)H oxidase H2O2-forming activity; calcium ion binding. Lineage: Eukaryota; Viridiplantae; Streptophyta; Magnoliopsida; Asterales; Asteraceae. Gene Ontology annotation, cellular component: plasma membrane.